Messenger RNA from Macrosiphum euphorbiae (potato aphid), 246 nucleotides. The record is from the annotation of a GenBank genome assembly. Lineage: Eukaryota; Metazoa; Arthropoda; Insecta; Hemiptera; Aphididae.
AUGAUAAAAAAAGCUGUAUCUUUAAAAAUACGAGUGGUUAAUAUUCUAUGGAUUAAUGAUAUACUUCUUGGAGAAAAAAUUGGUUCACAACAUUUUAAGCGCAAAAAAUACCAACAAUUUGAUUUGCCCAAUCCAUAUCGAAUUAACUACACUAAACUAUCACAACUAAUGGAGGCUUGGAAAAAGCGUCCCAACAUUCCUAAAUUAAAACGACCAUCUAAAAGCAUUCCCCCAAUAAGUUACUAA